UCAGCAGAUUAGUUCACUAGUUCAGUCACCCCGCAAUUCAGUCAACGGAGCUAUUCGGCGAAUGGCGGUGUGGCGGGCGGCGGCUCGGCUGCUGGCGGUGGUCAGCGCCCUGACGCGGCCCUCGGUGGUGGGGGGCGUGGGACUGUCCUUCACAGUCCAGCUGUCGCACGAAAGUUUCGAUGGGGAUCAGGAGAUGAUGUGGGCCGGCUCGCCUGUUGCCUGUGCGGGACAGUGUCGCCUGAACCCCGAAUGUGGGGCUUUCGCUUUCAAAGCAAAUGAGGUCCCGAACUGCGUGCUGUUCGUGCGGCAGACGAAAAACUCGCCGGGCCUCCCGGGCCUCUACUACAGGGGCAUGUCCCUGUCCGGCGGCGACUACCUCUUCCGUCUGUCUCCUCCUGCAAACGACGUGCCCGACCAGUUACUGGCUAAAUGCCAGGCCAUAGGACUGCGUCUGGUGCAAGUGCCGACAGUCCUGAAGGACUUGGUGGCGGUUCAGAGCCAAGGCAAGUUCUGCUACGACCUCAAGAGGACUUCAGAGACGGCCCCUUUCACCACCAUGACUGGGGGACCCGUCAACGCCUCGCUGAUGGUGAUAAAGGAUACUUCGAACACAGACAUGACACCGCAGUGCAUCGCGAGUCACUACAAUUGGCUUUUUAGGAUGCAUUGCCCUGACUGGGGCGUCAAAUCUGACGCCACUGUCUGCCAGUACAAUUAAGCCAUGAAAUCUCUAAGCACUUGUUUCAUGUUCUGAAACAUGGCACGACUACAUGCAAGUGAAUUAUACCACAGUUUUCUAUCACUCAUGUAUUUAUGUUAGCUGGUAUGUUGAUUCCAUGAAAAUAUUCAUGAGAUUCAGGAGCAACCUAUUAUCUCUAAGCACAAAUUCUCAAUAUUAGAAUUUCGAUCACAAGCACAAAGGUUAAAUGCCGGACCAGGAUUUUGGACUCAGCUACUUCUUUUUACCUACGAAAAUCAGAACACGAUAAAUUUGGUUGAGCCCCAUCAGACCAGAUCAAACCCCGUCACACUCCGUCACUCUUGAUCACACCCCAUCACACUCCUGCUAAAUCUUUUCUUCACACCAUGCCACACCUUGUAACACCCUAUUACACCCCGGCCGUCACAACCCCGUCACAUUUCAUCGCAUCCGCGUCUUGGCGAGAGCGCAGGAAAAAAACGUUUCGGCCGUAAAAUUUCACAGUAUUUAGCCGGAUAUUUAACGCUGUUCUGAUCAAAUUUUUACAGCGGGUUUCGAAGGUAUUGAAAAUAUUUGCUGGUUCUUGAAUGAAAAAAAUCACUUGAGACUCUCAUGAAGUACAGUAUCUGAGGAGAAUAUAGCGCUAACAUAGUUCCUAUAUAUUGCCAUCUUUAUUUUAUUUGACGCACAGUUUGGAUGACACAGUGCACAAAAUACUCAGCAUAUCUGUUUACAAUG
Molecule: messenger RNA, 1438 nt
Organism: Hyalella azteca
Lineage: Eukaryota; Metazoa; Arthropoda; Malacostraca; Amphipoda; Hyalellidae
Exons: 3
Coding region: 62-718 (218 amino acids)
Source: RefSeq, a predicted model, not a curated record